CCUUGCAAGUAGUAAUAUGAUUUUCUUUAUAAACAAGAAAGUUGAAGAUUUUGUGACUUCACUUUCACACAUUCAUAGUUUUGGACAAUUGGCCAAACCUCAUCAUCAAUCAAACAAACACAUCACUUUCCUUUUCCAAUAUCUUUCUCUUCUUCUUCUUCUUCUUCCUCAAAAUCUUCUCUUCCAUAAACUAAUUAAUAAGCUUCUAUUAGUUUCAUCUUCAAUUCUUCUCUUUUGAAAAUAACAUAUAUGGCUGGCAAUAAGUUGUGGACUUUGCUCACACACCUUCAUUCCCUUGCUGGGCCGGUUUUGACGCUAGUGUACCCUUUGUAUGCAUCGGUGGUAGCCAUAGAAUCUCCAUCAAAGGUAGAUGAUCAACAGUGGCUUGCUUAUUGGAUCAUCUAUUCGUUUCUCACACUUGCGGAAAUUGUUCUUGAAUCUCUUUUAGAGUGGGUUAUAAUUUGGUAUGACGUGAAGUUAUUAUUUGUGGCAUGGUUGGUAUUGCCACAAUUCAUGGGUGCUGCUUUCUUGUAUGAGAGGUUCGUCAGAGAGCACAUACGAAGAUAUGUUACUGGAAGGGGCCAGGCCCACAACCAUCCCAGUUUGAUCCAGGCCCAGCCCAAGAUUCACAAGCAACAAACCAAGAAAUCUCCCACUGGGUCCAAGCCCAGGAAGAAGUUUGUUGACUUUAUCAUACCCAAGAAA
Molecule: messenger RNA, 705 nt
Organism: Arachis ipaensis
Lineage: Eukaryota; Viridiplantae; Streptophyta; Magnoliopsida; Fabales; Fabaceae
Source: RefSeq, a predicted model, not a curated record